AUGGCGUGUUGUUCAUGCUCUUAAUCGCUGAUUUUCACGAUCGUUUUAAUCACAUUAUUGUUUGCAGCUGUUACCAUAGAAGCUGUUAGAUAUGCUUGGCUAACUAUUUCACUUAUGUUUGGAAUUUUGUUAAUGAUUGGUAAUAUUUCAUUGUCUAUCUUAAAAUUAUAGAUUACAUGUUUUCUAAUGAAAAAGGCUUCAUGUAUGAUCCAGAUUAUAAAACUUGGAGAUAAAAAACUCACACAGAUGCAUGA
Paramecium sonneborni is the source of this 254-nucleotide messenger RNA. NCBI's taxonomy places the organism in Eukaryota, Ciliophora, Oligohymenophorea, Peniculida, Parameciidae. The record is from the annotation of a GenBank genome assembly.